GUACCACGGUAUAUUGAAGAAGACGGUAGGAGUCACGAAUAGGAUGCGCAGUGGCAAACCGGUUCUCUGAUGUCAGCGCCACCGAGACACCGAGCCCUGGGUAUGGAUAUGCACUAUGCGACUAUGCCUGCAGUUGUGUUUUUGCACUAUGCAAGUGUAUUUAAACAUAGUCGAUAUUUGCAACAUGGAAUAGAAUUCGGAAAAAGUGUUGUUUAAAAGUGUAGUUCAUCGUUUUGAUAAUGAUGUGUGUAGCUCUUCGUUUUUGGAUCUUCUUCGAUUAACUCAUGCGGAUUUGUGUUUUAAACUCCGGCUUUCUACACUUUUAAAUACUUUGUCACUCGAUGACUGUGUAGUGCGAUAUGCCGUGUUGCGCGAUAGCUGGCUGUUCAAAUCAUUCGGACAAAGCCAAGCUGCUUAACAUAUCAUUUCACAAAUUUCCAAAACAGGAUGACUUGUAUAAACAAUGGGUGCAUUCUUGUAGAAGGAAGGAUGAUUUUAAUGGGAAAACGGCAGUCAUAUGCUCCCAACAUUUCGUAUCAGAUGAUUUCGAGCGUGACUUGAAAUCCGAAUUACUAAAACUCCCUAAGAAAAAUAUUUUAAAAAAGGCUGCGAUUCCAACAGUCAAAAUUCCAAGUUUACCAAGUUUUAAAAUAAAAAAGACUGAAUCUGAGCGUAGCUGUCGAUUAAUAGGCCGGGAAAAUAGAAAAAUUGUGCAGACAUUGUUGGAUGAUUUUAACAAUAAUGCAGAUAAUGUAGAUAUUGUAAGUAAUGAAGAUAUUGUAAGUUAUGUAGAUAGUGUAAGUAAUGUAGAUAUUGUAAAUAAUGAAGAUAAUGUAGACGCUGAUGUUAUUGACAUUGCUAAUUACAAAGCUUUGCUUAUUGAGAAUAAGAAGCUUAAGGAAAUUAAUGUAAUGCUGGAGGAUGAAGUGGAAAGAGCCAAUAAUUCAAUUUUAAUAUUAGAAAACAAACUGAAGAACUAUGAACGCAUUUUUUCAAAUUGUCAGCAACAGAUGAUCUCAAAAGGAAAAUGCACUAAUUGGUCAUCAGAUGAUGUGGCAAAGGCUGUGACUAUAAGAUGUAUUUCAAAAAAAGGUUUGGACUACAUAAGAGAGAUUCUAAAAUAUCCUCUUCCAAGUGAAAAGACUAUUUAUAGACGUUUAUCUCAGUUCUCUACUCCACCUGGGUUUUUGGAAGUUAGUUUUUCUCUACUCAGGGGUCAAGCUAGCAUUAUAACAAAUGAAUUCGAGAAAGAUGUGAUUAUGAGCUUCGAUGAAAUGAAGGUACGAUCGGAAAUUUGUUAUGACAGCAUAAUGGAUGUUUUUAGAGGUCCUCAUGUAAAUGUACAAGUGAUAAUAAUACGGAGUGUAGCAGGAAAAUGGAAACAACCGAUUUUUUAUCAGUUUGAUCAAGCUAUAACAGUCGAUAUAUUUUUCCAAGCAAUAAGACUUGUAGAGGAAAGUGGAUUUAGGUGUAGAGGAUUUGUAAGCGAUAUGGGUGGGUCUAAUCGUAAGCUUGUAUCUGACUUGGGAAUAUCACAAACAAAACCCUCAGUUGAUAAUCCCUGUUGUGAUGAUCGUGCUAUUUGGGCUUUUUCGGAUGUUCCUCAUGUGCUUAAAUUGAUACGUAACCAUCUCUUGGACCAAGGGUUUGAACUGCCAGGUGGAAUAAUGGUGACCAAAGAUAUUUUAUUUGACCUGAUUAAACAACAGAACACUACAGACUUAAAAUAUGCGUAUAAAAUAACAGAGGGACAUUUACUUUUAACAGGAAGUGAAAGACAGAAUGUGAGGAAAGCAGCUGAACUUCUUUCCAGAACUGUUGCCAAGGCUAUUUCAUACAUUUUACCUGGCAAUGAUCAUGUUGUAGAUUUUUUAACAACCGUGAAUGAUGGGUUUGAUGUGUUGAACUCAAGAAUUCCACAUCACCCCAACAACAAAUUGAAAAGUGGCUAUGGUACCAGUUUAGAAUUGCAAAAUUCGGUUUUAAAUAAGCUGCACGACCUGUGCUCUUCUGCUCGAGUAAUAGGGAAAAAGAAUUUGUUACCAUUUCAAGUUGGAUGCAUGAUUUCUAUUCGGAGUACACAGGGAUUGUUCAAUGAAAUGCAGCUUGAAGGGUACCAAUAUUUGUUAACAUCUCGAUGCAAUCAGGACGUUUUAGAAUCUUUUUUCUCUCAGAUUAGAGGUAUAGGCAGAUUCUACGACCACCCUUUACCAACAACAGUGAGUCAGAGAAUGAAAUCUCUUCUAUUUUCUAAAAGUGCAUCUGCAAUAUUAAAGACUGGAAAUUGCACUUCCGAACCAUGUGAGACUCUUAGUGUUGAUGUUCUGACAAAAGUAGAUUGUGUCAUACCUCCGCAUUCUGAAGAAGAUUCAUGUAUGGAUGACAUGGAUGAUAAGGAACUUGACUCAGUAUUUGGCAAAGCAAUGGAGGAACUAAGUGAGCAGAGCCAGGAAGAAGAUAUUGUAGAGAAUUUGGACUUGCUGAAAGUGUUAUCGGGCUACAUAGCUUAUCGUGUUUUUAAAAAAGGUAUUUCUACAACAUUCAAUUAUGGUGAACGAUCCGGACAAAAUGCUUCAAAAAAUUGUGAUUGGCUUUCUUUUCUAUCUAGAGGUGGCCUAAUUAAUCCAUCAGAUGAGUGGCUAAAAAUAACAAUUCAAUUCGAAAAAGAAUUUGAAAAGUUUCAUGGAGAAAAACUUCAAAAAUGUUCGAACGUAAUGUCAACACUCAUCAACGUUAUAAAAGAAAAAUUUGACAAUAUCGACGACUUUGCCAUCGAAUGUUUUGUGAGAACGCGCUCUUUUAUAAGGAUGAAAGAGUUAAAUAAGAAGAACAAGAAAAGAGCAGCAUCCAAUCAAGCAGUGGAUAACAGACGCAAGAUGAGCAAGAAGAUGAAGAAAAUCGCAUCCUAAAAAUAUUCCAAGGAGACAGGUAAUUUCCAUUUCAAGCAAUUCACUUAUAAUGCACGAAUUUUCAAUUUUUUGCAUGAUUGUGAUACUGUAAUUUGUUCUUUGUAACUGGCAAAUAUUUCUUGUGAUAGUUUGUGGCACUAGAAUUUAAAAAAACAUCUGAAUUGAUAGGUAGUAAGGAAAUUCCACUGUAUUCAAUAACUUCGAUGUAUAAUGCUUUUAACAUUGUAUCAUAGAUGUGCAAUACACACAAUAUACACUUACAAUAUGUGUAGUUUUAAUGAUUAUUGCAGUUAUUUACGAGACUCCAAUACACACACUGUAUAUUCUCAUUCAGAUAUGUUAAUACAGUAUUCAUUAUUUAACAUUAUUUAGCCCGAAUAUUAAUACUAUAACAGCAGUAGCCUACAGUAGCCUACUAAUGGGUUUCGAAUUAUUCUAUCAAAUGUGCCGUAUUUCCAGGUCCAAUAUACAAGAAUUAUUACUUGAAAUAUCCCAACUGACAUUUUGAUGAUAGAGAGGCGAAAAUUCAAAUCUCAAAACGAUUAGCAAAUGAAUUGUAAUCUGUUUAGCAACAGCGUGCAUACAAAUACCGGCUUAAAGUAGUCAGUAGAGUAGGUAGCCUCGGUGGCUAUGACGUCAGAGCUCAGAGCUACAUGCGCGUGACCCUUACCGUCUUCUUCUAACUACCGUGGUAUGU
Nilaparvata lugens (brown planthopper) is the source of this 3606-nucleotide messenger RNA. Its product is annotated as transposable element P transposase. NCBI's taxonomy places the organism in Eukaryota, Metazoa, Arthropoda, Insecta, Hemiptera, Delphacidae. The record is from RefSeq and is a predicted model, not a curated record. The coding region runs from base 360 to 2909 and encodes 849 amino acids. Gene Ontology annotation, molecular function: sequence-specific DNA binding. The transcript has a single exon.